GGGAACGCUGAGCGCGAAUACAUAACUAGCCUGUGCUUGAGCAGGCCCUCCUCAAAAUCCAUCCAUACCAUCUCCCAUCCUUCAUACUCACAACAGCAAUAAAUAUCAUAACCAUGUCUGCCGCUUCCGACCGUAUUCAGAACAUCGCCGGCCACCUCACCGUCACUGGUGCUGGCAAGGCACCUAAGAGCCCCGACGAUGUUGUCAUCGUUGCUGCCCAGCGCACACCCCUUUGCAAAGGUGGAAAGGGUGCUUUCAAAGAGACCCAUCCCGAAUACCUCCUCUCUGUCGCUCUGAAGUCCGUCAUCGAGAAGACCGGUGUCGACCCCAGCAUCGUCCAGGACAUUCAAGUUGGAAACGUCUUGAUGCCAGGGGCCGGUGUGACCACGUCGCGUAUGGCUGCGCUCCACGCUGGAUACCCAGAAUCUGUUGCUCUCUCCGCUGUUAACAGGCAAUGCUCCAGCGGUCUCGCGACAUGUGGAAACAUUGCUGGUGCCAUCAAGGCCGGUUACAUCGAUGUCGGUGUCGGAGCUGGUGUCGAGUCUAUGACGAUGUACUACGGCCCUGGAGCCAUGCCCACUGACCUCGACGAGGAAAUCCUCGCGUACGGACCCUCCGCUGAUGUCUUGAUUCCCAUGGGUAUCACCUCCGAGAACGUUGCAAAGGAGUUCAAGAUUACCCGCGAGGCACAGGACAAGUUCGCGCUGAGGUCGCACACCUUGGCCUCGAAGGCACAGAAGGAAGGUCUCUUCGACGAGGAGAUCGUGCCCGUAAAGCUUCACGAUGGAACCGUCGUCACCAAGGACGACGGCAUCCGCGCCACCAACGCCGAGAACCUCGCAAAGCUGAGGCCCGCGUUCGGAAAGGAGGGAACCACUACCGCCGGAAACGCAUCUCAGAUCACCGACGGUGCCGCCGCUGUCCUCCUCAUGCGUCGCAGCGUUGCUGAGAAGCUCGGAUUAAAGGUUCUCGCCCGCUGGGUCGGAUACUCCGUCGUCGGUGUGCCACCUCGCAUCAUGGGAAUUGGACCGGAAAAGGCCAUCCCCGAAGUCUUGCGUCAAACCGGUCUCAAAAUCGAGGACAUUGACAUUUUCGAAAUCAACGAGGCCUUUGCGUCGCAAGCCGUGUACUGCGCCGAGAAGCUUAAGAUUCCCGCCGAGAAGAUCAACCCUAAGGGUGGAGCAAUAGCGUUUGGACACCCCAUGGGUGCCACUGGUGCCCGUCAAAUUGCGACAUUGCUGCCUGAGCUUCGUCGUCAACAUAAGAAAUUCGGCAUCGUGUCCAUGUGUGUCGGAAUUGGAAUGGGAGUCGCCGCCGUCAUCGAGAACGAAGUUUUGUAAAAACUGGAAAUUUAGGUAGUCUAUAGAAUUGGCGAACGAUAAGUGCGUAUCAAUAAGAUUAAGAUAAACUCGAGCAUGAUCAUGUGGUACUUCCAAGUUCCU
Molecule: messenger RNA, 1442 nt
Organism: Fimicolochytrium jonesii
Lineage: Eukaryota; Fungi; Chytridiomycota; Chytridiomycetes; Spizellomycetales; Powellomycetaceae
Product: Thiolase, N-terminal domain-containing protein
Exons: 5
Coding region: 114-1340 (408 amino acids)
Biological process (GO): fatty acid beta-oxidation; phenylacetate catabolic process
Cellular component (GO): peroxisome
Molecular function (GO): acetyl-CoA C-acyltransferase activity
Source: RefSeq, a predicted model, not a curated record